GACAAUUUAUAUCCCAAGAAACUAUUUGCGCUACCAUUAGACAUCCUCCAAAAGCAACACCAAACGGUUUCCUAACACCGAUGGGAUUUGGACAACUCAGAAAAUAGGACUUUGAAACAAUGAACCUCGAAAUUUGAUUUAUAUAUCCGGGACAUACUUUUGUGUCAUAUAUUUGGAGAACAAUUCUUUCUUCAUUUUGGACGUUUUGUUCGAAGCGGGUAUUGUGAUGGACAAAUAUUUUUGACAAUAUUUCACAUUAUUGAGAGGGAGGGCAUGUUAUGGCGCAGACUAUGAGGGGGAAAUGUGGAAAAUGAAUGUCUAACAUCGUUGAAGUGUUGUUUAAACUUAUUGGACCAUUAAAACGACAACAUUUUCUCGUCUGAGUUAAAACAACAUCCUACAAAAUCGGUUACCUAAUGGAUCUCAGUCAGACCAAACGAAACUUUUACAUCUGAUUCGUCACAAGCGACUCCUGCAGUUUCCAACCUUCGGCGUUUGACAGUUUAGCAUGGAUCUAUUGAGAUUUGCCAGACACUGUAUGUACAUUGCAUGGCUUGGUUUCUUAUGGAGGAGUACAGCAGAUCAGCACAGCCUGACAGACCACCUGCAGUCUGCCAAUGGAUUAUCCGAACUGUGUGGUAUUGAUGAGCUACUUUGCCAGGACGAAAACUCUCUGCUAAGUUUUGAGGCCAUGCGCAGCAUUCAUAAAGACAUGGACGAUGAUGCAGACGGCAGUGUGGAUGUGACAGAAACUGAUGGGUUUCUAAGGGAAGACUUAAAGUACAAAGAUCCUAAGGGAAAACACAACAACUUCCAUAGAGCAGAUCUGCUGAUCACAGUGGAGGACAUGUGGAACACCUGGAAGGCCUCUGAAGUGUAUCACUGGACAGUAGAAGAAGCAGGGGAUUGGCUCAUCCGCUGUGUGCAGUUACCUCAGUAUGUCGAUUCCUUCAGGAAGAAUGACAUCAGUGGCAAAGCUUUGCCCAGACUUGCAGUGAAAAAUGCCACCCUGCUUCUGUCUGUGCUGAAGAUACCAGACCGCAGUCAUGCACAGAAAUUGCAGCUGAAGGCUCUGGAGACAGUGCUUUUUGGAAAUCCAAAGGGAGACAGUCACUUAAAGGACUUGAUGCUGGUGGUGUCUAUCGUGAUUGGAGUGGGAGGCUGCUGGUUCGCCUACAUACAGAACCGAAAUUCUAGGGACCACGUGGGCAAGAUGAUAAAGGACUUAGAAGGCCUUCAGAGAGCUGAGCAGAGCCUCCUGGACCUGCAGCAGAAGCUGCAGAUCGCACAGGAGGAGCACCACACAGUGGAGGAGGAGAAGGUCAACCUGGAGCGGCAGAUGAAAAGGGAGAUUGACGCAGCCAAGCAGGAGGCGCAGAGACUGCGAGAACUACGUGAGGGAACUGAGAACGAGCUGAGCAGACAGACAUAUGCAGAACAGGAGCUGGAACAGGUGCGAAUGGCUCUAAAGAAGGCCGAGAGGGAGCUGGAGUUGAGGAGCGGCUGGUCUCCUCCUGAAGCUCUGCAGAAGUGGCUGCAGCUCACACACGAGGUGGAGGUGCAGUACUACAACAUUAAGAAACAGAAUGCGGAAAAACAGCUCAUAGUGGCUAAAGAAGGGGCAGAAAAGAUCAAGAAGAAGAGAGGAACUCUCUUUGGGACGUUCCACUUGGCCCACAGCCCUUCACUGGAUGAUGUUGAUCACAAAAUCCUGUCAGCCAGACAGGCUCUGGGAGAAGUGACCACUGCUCUGAGAGAAAAGCUCCAUCGGUGGCAGCAAAUUGAGAUUCUGACCGGCUAUAAUAUUGUCAAUAACCCUGGCAUGUCGUCUCUGGCCUCUUCCCUCAACCUGGACCCUGCUUUCCUGGGCAUCCGCUCUGCUACACACCAACACCUACUGCUAUCCGAUGACCUAGACGACAUGGACGAGGACAUACUUUCCCCAGGAACCCUGCAAUAUGCCGCCUGGCAGAUGGAUCGGCGAGUGAGCGACCUUUGGCCCAUGGCCGUCGAGAGCCAAUCCCCGUGGAAACAAUCUGCUCCCAGCCUGGUGUCCCUGCGGCCCCGUCACGGAGACCCCACGCUGAACCUGAGCUCACAGAGGGAUCUGAACCGGUCUGAAUCGGAUUCCUCCCUCUCCAUGUCUCAUUGCGGAGACGCCCAGCGCUGCUCCUCAAUUCCACUCUACAGUAAGCAGUCCAGAUCCAAUGGUGGUUCCUCCACCGACAGCCUUCUGCUGCAGAAAAAGACCUUUGGCAUGGAGAAAUGUGCCAGUCUCGGAGAGAUCCACUCGUCCAGCCUCACCUCAGCCAACUCCAUGCGCUCUCUCAACUACACUUCCGAGCAGGACGGCCCGUCAUCACCGUCAGGAAAGAGAUCCAGCCGAAUCUCUCACAUCGCAGGAAAGAAGAACCUGUUGGACGAGGACAGUUGCUCCAACGGAGAAGACACUGAAGGUUCCAGCACGAACCGCAAGAAACACGCCUUUACCAAAAUCUUCAGAAGGCCAAAGAAAUAACAACAGUUUUGGGAACAUGUCAAAAUAUAAAAGGACUAAGACCCGCACAAUGGUACUUUCUAAUCUUGAAGAGUUUUAGUAAGAAGAACGUCAUUUAUGUGGAGUUUUGGAUUUAUAUAGUAAUUGUUUUGACCAACGGCAACAGGAAGAGUUAUUUGUUGGGAACAGGUGUGAUAUCACUGUACAUUUAUUUAUUUACUUCAACAAAUAAGGGCACUAGAUGGUAAUGUCCAUUUUUGGUGCGAGUUUCUUCUGUUUUUAAGUGUAGUUAGCCUGAGCUUGAGCUUUCACUCUCAAAACCAACGCCGAAGCGCAUGAAAAGACUUUCAGCCUCUGCCUACUCUAUGCUGUUUUACAUAGGAUUUGCUUGUACUUCUUUCCUUUUCAAGUGCAGCUCAACAUUGUGUUGACAAAGCAAAAGAUUUGGCCAUAAAUAUUACCAUUCACAUCCCCUUGCUAAAAAAAAAACAGACCGUAUGACACAGUAUAAGUAUGUGUAUUGACCGACAGAUGUGAGG
Molecule: messenger RNA, 3036 nt
Organism: Rhinichthys klamathensis goyatoka
Lineage: Eukaryota; Metazoa; Chordata; Actinopteri; Cypriniformes; Leuciscidae
Gene: stim1b
Product: stromal interaction molecule 1b
Exons: 14
Coding region: 509-2518 (669 amino acids)
Biological process (GO): intracellular calcium ion homeostasis; store-operated calcium entry; activation of store-operated calcium channel activity
Cellular component (GO): endoplasmic reticulum; plasma membrane
Molecular function (GO): calcium channel regulator activity; calcium ion binding; protein binding
Source: RefSeq, a predicted model, not a curated record